Molecule: messenger RNA, 1557 nt
Organism: Chaetomium fimeti
Lineage: Eukaryota; Fungi; Ascomycota; Sordariomycetes; Sordariales; Chaetomiaceae
Product: L-lysine 6-monooxygenase (NADPH-requiring)-domain-containing protein
Exons: 3
Coding region: 1-1557 (518 amino acids)
Biological process (GO): intracellular iron ion homeostasis
Source: RefSeq, a predicted model, not a curated record
AUGUCGCCCCACAGCACCACCGAUAUGGGGGACACAACCGUCACGAACGGCUCCCACAAUGCAGACCCAGUCCCCCAAUUGGUGAACGGCACUGCGAAUGGGCACUCGGCACCAGAUAUUCCCAAUAGUCGAUACCUUGAACCCACAAAUGCUGACUCGGAGCUCGACCUGAUCUGUGUUGGCUUCGGACCCGCCAGCGUGGCGAUUGCGGUCGCUCUCCAUGAUGCCAUGGAGGCCGGCAAGAUGGUUCAGACGCCCAAAGUCUUGUUCCUGGAGAAGCAGCCUCAGUUCGCCUGGCACGCCGGCAUGUUGCUGCCGGGCGCUAAGAUGCAGAUUUCCUUCGUCAAGGACCUCGCUUCCCUCCGAGACCCACGAUCCAACUUCACCUUCCUCAACUAUCUCCACAAAAACAACCGGCUGGUGGACUUCAUCAAUCUGAGCACCUUCCUUCCCGCGCGGGCCGAGUAUGAAGACUAUCUCCGGUGGUGUGCUCGGCAUUUUGACCACGUUGUCCGGUACCAAACCGAGGUGGUUUCCAUCUCCCCUAUCCAGGAGGAAGGGCCACAUAAACUGUUUGCUGUGACUUCUCGCAACGUCAAGACCGGCGCCAUCACCACUUCCCGUGCCCGGAACGUUGUCGUUGCCGCCGGCGGGCAGGCGUCUAUCCCCAAGAUCUUUCCGGCACGCCACCCCCGAGUUAUCCACUCGUCGCAGUACGCGCAACUAGUCCCCAAGAUCCUCGGCGACAAGACGGCGCCGUACCGCGUGGCCGUCGUUGGGGCUGGGCAGAGCGCUGCCGAGAUUUACAGCAACCUCCAGGGUCUGUAUCCCAACAGCAAGACGCACCUGGUUAUGCGAAGCGAAUUCCUGAAGCCGAGUGACGAUUCGCCGUUCGUCAAUUCCAUCUUCAACCCCGAAUUCAUCGACACUGUCUACCCCAAACCCUCCGCUUACCGCGCCAACCUCCUCGCUGAUGCGCGGGCUACAAACUAUGGCGUUGUGAGGCUGGAGCUGAUUGAACAUUUGUUUGAGGUCAUGUACCACCAAAAGCGCACUCUCGGUCCCGAUGAGAAGAAGUGGCCGCACCGCAUCCUAGCCGGACGAGAUAUCGUGGCUGUUGACGAUAGCGGUGACGCGCUUCGCCUCAAGGUCGCCAUGCUCUCCUUCCCUGGUGCCCAAGACGGGCCUCUACUGGGCGAGGAAGAUUUGGAUGUCGACCUCGUUAUUUGUGCCACCGGCUACAACCGCACAGCCCAUAUCGACAUGCUGAAAGACGCUUGGCAUCUCCUUCCAGCGGCUGUGGAUGUCGAGAAGGGAGCUUUGAGAAAGGACCGUUGGCUGGUGGAGACUCGCAAGGCCGAGAACACGUCUACUAGAGUGAUGGAGGUUGGUCGCGACUAUGGAGUCCGCUUUUCUUCCGGAGCUGUUGCCCCAGGCUCGGGCGUUUGGCUUCAGGGCUGCUGCGAGGCAACUCAUGGUUUGAGUGAUACCCUUCUUUCUGUUUUGUCUACACGGUCCGGAGAAAUGGUUCAAUCCAUCUUCGGCGUCCCAGCAUGA